Dreissena polymorpha is the source of this 2658-nucleotide messenger RNA. RefSeq names its product excitatory amino acid transporter 3-like. The coding region runs from base 263 to 1867 and encodes 534 amino acids. The record is from RefSeq and is a predicted model, not a curated record. Gene Ontology annotation, cellular component: plasma membrane. Gene Ontology annotation, molecular function: glutamate:sodium symporter activity; L-glutamate transmembrane transporter activity; neutral L-amino acid transmembrane transporter activity. The transcript has 10 exons. Lineage: Eukaryota; Metazoa; Mollusca; Bivalvia; Myida; Dreissenidae. Gene Ontology annotation, biological process: L-glutamate transmembrane transport.
AACGCUAUAUUGAAACCUUGAACUGUUCAAAUACAUUUUGUAAAUGAAGUUUUUCAAAGCUGAUAACGUAUAUCAUAACAUGAGAUUUAAUUUAGGGCAGUAAAAGUAGUUGAUUCAAUCGCUAACGCAAGUGCUGAUUCGUUGGGUUUUGUAUUCUGAUUUCAAGUGGCGUUCUUCAACGUUGUGAUCUAAAGUUCGAUCGCAGUAACGGGAAAUUACUUCGGAGGAUAAAUACAUUCCAAAACGAGCGGCAGUUAUAGCCAUGGAACAAGACCUGAAGAAGCGCCGGGCCGCCCGGAAGAAGCGUUGCCUUAUGAUACUCAAGGAUAACCUUAUUAUCAUCUUCAUGGUGAUCUCGCUCAUCGUCGGUGUCGUCGUCGGCUUGACGGUACGGAAGCUGGAGGGCUGGGAGUACUACCAGAAACGGAAGAUCUUCUACCUUCGGUUUCCUGGAGAUCUGUUGAUGAACAUGCUCAAGCUGCUCAUACUUCCGCUCAUCGUCUCCAGCAUCAUAUCGUCGCUUGCCUCGCUAAACGCCAAGGCGUCUGGUCGCAUAGGUCUGAGAGCGGUCGUGUAUUACUUGACCACAACGUUCGCGGCGGUCAUCGAGGGCAUAAUUCUGGUGCUCACUAUAAAGCCGGGAAAUAGGGGCGGAGGCAUCACUCCUUCCGGUCAGUCCAAGGAUCAGGCGCCGCUGGAGGCGCUAUUCGAUCUGAUCCGAAACUGUUUCCCUGACAAUUUAAUAGAGGCAAGCUUUAGGAGGUUGACGACGGUUACGGUUCCGUUCAAAUACAACGUUACCAUCGACGUGCCGUUCAAUGCAACCGGAAAUGAAGAAAACGCCACUACAGCUCAAGAGACGCGUACAUCUGACUUCCCGUCGGUAAAGGUGGACGACGGCAUGAACAUUCUGGGUAUCGUCGUUUUCUCAAUCUUCCUGGGCGCCGUUCUGUCCAGCAUGGGUCGCCAGGGCAAGCCGCUACUAGACUUCUUCGAGACGCUGCACAUCGCAACCAUGAAGCUCACCAUGCUGGUAAUCUGGUACUCGCCAGUGGGUAUCAUAUUCCUUGUUGCCACAAAGUUGAUCGAAAUGGAGGACCCCAACAAGGUGUUCGUGCAGCUGGCCUACUACAUGCUUACCGUGCUAGUGGGUCUCGCCGCGCACGGGAUCAUCGUGUUGCCCCUCGUGUACUUUGUCUUCACGCGCAAGAACCCCGUGACCUUCAUGUACGGCAUGACCAAAGCGCUGCUUACUGCCUGGGGAACUGCAUCCAGCUCUGCCACCUUACCGGUUACCAUGGAAUGUCUCGAGGGCAAUCACGUGGACGUCCGCAUCGCCAAGUUUGUAGCCCCCAUUGGGGCCACCGUGAACAUGGACGGAACGGCGCUCUAUGAAGCGGUCGCCGCCAUCUUUAUUGCUCAAGUGAACGGGAUCAGCCUCAAUAUAGGGCAGGUAAUCACUGUCAGCCUGACGGCCACAGCAGCCGCCAUUGGAGCGGCAGGUAUCCCCUCUGCCGGCCUCGUUACCAUGACAAUCGUCCUAACCGCCGUCGGCUUACCGACGGAAGACAUUUCGAUCAUUCUCGCCAUCGAUUGGUUUCUCGACCGUUUUCGGACAGCCAUCAACGUUCUAGGGGAUGCGAUCGGGGCCGGCAUAGUGGACCAUCUUUCGCAGGCCGACUUGAAGGAAAUGGACAGACUCGAAGGCAUAGAGGAGGGUAUCCAAGACAACGACGUCUCCGUGACAACGGAAUCCUCGGGGACCUCGAGCAAGGAGAAUGGAGUGAAGUUUGAAGAAAAGAAAGCUAUCGAUAUUGGCCUAAACAACCCGGCCUUCACAAAUGGCGAUUUGAACACUCCCCUAUAAUCGAACGCUCUCGAUCACAAUAUAUCAUGAUCACAAAUCCAGAAAUAAGUUUGCGCUUUUAUUUUUAAGUUUUUUUUUAGCUGUCGACGGUCUGUUUUAAUUCAUUCAUUUAUUUUGCAAAAUGUAUACGAUUUGCUGCUAUACGUUAUUUACUUUACCCGUUAGGGGACCGGACACUACUUCACCAUGUAAAUUUCUGUAUUUUUAUUUUUUACAUAUAAUUUGAGUUUGACAAUAAAAAGUUGUCGAUGUAAACAUAUUCAUGUUUAAAGUUCUAAAUAAUAUCCAAAAACAAUGUUAAUUUCAAUUUAAUCCAACAUUAUUAAUUGGCAUAUAUUUUUAUUUAAAAAACGGUAUUAAAAUCUGAUGGGUAAUAUGUUCACAGAGAGAGACACUGCAGUAGCAGGAGUAAAACCUUAGUUAAUCACGUUUUAAGUUGUGUUGUUUAAAGUUUUCAUUUCAAAACCAUGUUAAUUAUAUCUUCUAUAUUAUAUAUUGUACACGGAUAUAUAGCAUAUGAGUAUUUGUCUUUCAGAUUGUGUUUUUUAUGGUAAAUAUAAUAUUGUUAUUUAUAUGUUAAAACUAUUGUGAAAUAUGUAACCAUAUUUUUACUUUGCAAUGCAAUCUGAUAUCAAGAAGUGUGUUUAUAUUAAUUGUUUAUAUACUGCUGUAUUUGCCAUUGGCUGAAUUAAUUAAUUGUUCGUACCGAAAGAUCGUGUUUCGUCUGCGAACUGUCUCAUGAUUACAUAUCAAGAUCUGUUUACAUCCUUCAUUAAAAUCCUGUUUACUUG